UUAGCAUAAUCUACAGUUAUAACUUUUCUUUCAAGGCUUUUUUUUAUUUGCAAAGGUUAUUCAAGUGAUAAGAUACGAUACUACGACUGCGCGUCUGUCACUUUAUGAUCUCUUGAUAAGAAUGGCAGCCGCUUAGCUACUUACAGAGACUGUAUGAAUGUUUAGUGGCAACUACAGAAGCGGUCGAAGUUUGCCAUGUAAAAGUCGCAACACUUUGUCUGAAGUGACAGAUGGUUGUGUACAGCGGCCGUGUUGAACAAGCCCAGAAAUUUCAUGAAGCACUGACAUGUUGCGUUCACCUUCCGAGGGAAGGGACUUUGGACCUUGUACGAGACAGUACUAAAAACACAACUUCAGAAGCCAUGGGAAAUUUGCUGUGCUGUGUGUGCAAAGGCCGGAAAUCGAGGUCUGAUGAGAGUAUGUACGAAAACCAUGAAUACCCGUCGACUGACGUGGGUGACAGCGGUGAUCGCAACUGGCAGCCACCGCGGGGUUCCACUAGCCACUCCGUAGCCGUGUAUGUCGAACAUUUGGUAUUAGAGACAUUGUCCGUCAUCAGGACUCUUGUUGACAAUGAUCAGGAGCCCCCUUCAUUCAUGAUCAAGCUGCACCUAAUUGCGGACAAAGAGUCAGGUUGGCUUCUGGUGGUAAAGUCCAUGGUGAACGUUAUUCCUAUGAAUGAUCCUCUGGGUCCUGCAGUCAUUACUUUAGUCCUUGAUGACUGUCCUCUGCCAACAAAAGAAUCUGUUGGAAAGCUGGCACAAAUGUUUCAGCUUUCCAAAGACCUGGCUGUAAAGGGUAGAGACAACCCAAUGUGGCACAGGAACAUAUGCGUUGUCCUGGGAUGCAUCGCAGAAAAACUUGCAGGUCCCAGUAGUGUUGCACUGCUCACACCAGACACCUUGGAAUACUUGGUUGCGAACUUGGACCCUACCAUGUGCAACACUUCAGUAAUUCUCUUCUCGCUCAUUGCCUUGGAGAAAUUUGCUCAAACAAGUGAAAACAAGGUAACCCUGGAAAAGCACCUUGCUGUGUUACCCACAAAUCCUCUUGAGGCUUUAGAGCCAUGGGUGAACAGUGAAGACUUUGUUAGGAGACAAGUGGGGUUUUGUGCCCAAUGGUGCUUAGAUAACCUCUUUAUAAAACAGGGACGGCCUUACACAUAUGAGGUCACGGAUAGGACUAAUAUUAAUGUAAUGCUGAAUAGCAAUGACGUGAGUGAGUACCUGAAAAUUUCUUCGGACGGUCUCAUUGCACGAUGUGAUGCUUCAUCAUUUGAAAGUGUCAGAAGUACAUUUCAAGUGGACUCUGGUGUGUGGUACUAUGAAGUGCUAAUUGUCACUGGUGGCGUGAUGCAAAUUGGUUGGGCAACCAAAGAUAGCAAGUUCCUGAACCAUGAGGGAUAUGGUAUAGGUGACGAUGAGUUUUCUGUCGCAUACGAUGGCUGUCGUCAGCUCAUCUGGUAUAACGCACUUUGUCAAAAUCAUCGUCACCCUUGCUGGCAACCAGGUGAUAUCUUGGGAACGUUGUUGAACCUGGACAGAUACGAGAUAACCUUCUACCUUAAUGGGAUUCCACUACUGCCAAAUGCCCAAGUUUUUCAGAAUGCCACGUCAGGGUUCUUUGCAGCAGCAAGCUUCAUGACGUUCCAGCAGUGCGAGUUCAACUUUGGCCACAAACCCUUUGAGUUCCCUCCAAAAGGCAUUGAGUUUCAGUGCUUCAAUUCUGUGGCUCAAUUACCAGAAGAGGAAAAAAUAAUCCUUCCAAGGCACAUCCGAAUGGAGAAGCUAAGGCAUAGCAGUGUAAAGGAGGAUUCCUGCACACUCUGUUUUGACCGUAGUGCUGCAGUACGGCUCAACCCCUGCCAGCAUAGGGGCUUCUGUACCCAGUGUGCAUUACAGCUUGAGGUGUGCCCCAUGUGCCGAAGUGAGAUCUUGGAGAGGAUAGAAACAUCACCGUAGUAGAUAUAUUCAAAGAUGUUAGAGGAAGAACACCGACAAGAUCCCAUGACGCAAGAACUCCACUGUUCUACACUUCAAAGGCUGAGAACUUCUGACGAAGAGGCAGCUUCCUUGUGUUGUAUGCCCGAUCCCUCCAUAGCAUAAUACACAUAAAGUCGUGUUGUGUAAACUUUGUUUCCAAAUUCAGCUGUGCUAUGCGUUGGCGGUGCACCUCGCUUCUAAUUUGACAUUUGCAGUCUUGUAAACAUCCAUCAUUGUAAGGAAUCAAGCUCAACAAAGCCAGGUACAAACACUGGUACAAUACUGGUACUUACAUAAGUACUAGGACGGUCUUGAAGUAACAUAUGCACGAGCUGGUAUUGCACUAGUGUGCAAUUCUAAAUACGGUGACCUUUUUAUCCCGUGCUAGGAAUGCAGCUGUAAUUUGUAUGCCAAGUGGGACUGAAGUCUGUAUUGUUAUGCAUAGCGAAAUUAUUUGGAAUGACAAAGUGUCUUUAAAGUGGAACUCAACUCAUCGUUUUAGAAGUCAGUGUGAAAUUAUGUUUACUGUGCUAUAGAUCUUCAGAAUCUCAAGUGCAUUAUCGGAAAUGCCAAAGUAUUAUGCAGAGCAGGUGACAACAUUGAAACCAGAACCUGACCCUGCAAUACAACACUUGUACAACACAAGAAACAAAAUUGUAACAGCAUCAAAUUUGAGCAAGUGCUCUUCUGUGGGGCCUACAUGAGUACACUGAUGUGCACAGGUUGUCUACUUUGGGAUUCCAUUCAGAGGUGGCAAAUGCCUGAUAUAAAGUAGCAUUUAAAACCUUGCAUUGUGGAGAAAAACCAGUCAUGUAGAACACCUUUCAUGUGAAAUGUACCAAAAUGUUUGUGUUACGCUCAAAAGUGGGUACAGUUCCAUUUUAACUAUAUUUGUAAUUCUAUAAAUUUUCUUGACAUGCAUACAGUACUGUUUUCUGAUGGAGUUUGUGCACUUUGUGCACCUGCAGUGGUGUAAGGGCCAACAGCAUAACAUGUAAAUAAAGGUUAUUACACUUCCACAAAUAAAAAUCAAGAUGAAGAUUGAGCAGUCAAUUGGCAGUGUCCAAUCUAGUCAACCGUAUCGUUUCAAUAUUUCCCUCAUCGUCAUUUUUUACUUGGGUGUGCUACCUUUAUUGCAAAAAACAGGUCCUUUUCUUCACUGAUGCAGACAACUUGAAUUUGAAUAUGAAUGCAUACAUGACAAUGAAUGUCAAACAAAUGGAUCCUAUAUUUGUGUAUAUAACACAAUAAGAAUAAAAGUAUUGGUGUUGA
Messenger RNA from Ornithodoros turicata, 3254 nucleotides. RefSeq names its product RING finger and SPRY domain-containing protein 1-like. The transcript is spliced from 16 exons. The coding region runs from base 231 to 1961 and encodes 576 amino acids. Gene Ontology annotation, cellular component: cytoplasm. Lineage: Eukaryota; Metazoa; Arthropoda; Arachnida; Ixodida; Argasidae. The record is from RefSeq and is a predicted model, not a curated record. Gene Ontology annotation, molecular function: protein binding; ubiquitin-protein transferase activity.